AUUUAAUUAACCCAAUACAAAAAUAUUAAGUGAGGCCCCGGCCCGUUGACAUGAGCCGCAUCGGGCGAUGGAUAUUCUUCCUAAUUCUUACCCUCGCCGCCGGGUCUUGUUCCCGGCCCACUUAACAUAUCCAGAAAACACUUUGAAUUUUCUUCCCCACUAAACCAAAGCAACAAAACAACUGGUACCUCAAUAAAACCAGUACUGCACGGUUACAAUUUUCACUGAUCAUUUGAUCGAUCGUCAUUCGUCUUCUGCUCAGCUCAGGUUACGUCAUUUCUUCUUCCUUCGGUUAAAUUUACGUUCCUUUCUUAUGAUUUUUUUUUAUUUUUUUUUAUUUUAUAUUCGUGUAAUUUUGCCUAUUUCCUAGUUCGUUGUAGAUUUUUAGCUCGUUUUAGAGUUUAACCGUUGACCUCACUGCGUAGCGCCAAUUGAAAAUUUGCAUUCGUCUAUUUUCUAAUUUUUUUUUGUUUGUGUUUAUGCAUAUUCGGUUUCUGCCUUCGCAAUGUGAUUGAAGUUCGAAGGUUUCAUUUAUUUUUUAAGGAAUUUUUGGUGUUAGGGUUGAAGGGAGUGACGAUAAUUGCCUGCUUAUGAUGUGGUGCUGGUAUCUCCUUUAAUCUUGACUUUAUGUAACUGGGAUCUUUUCUCUUAUAAUGGCUUCUAGAGCUAUCCUGAGGAGGAAAAAGCAUCUCUAUGACUCCCUUAAUCGCUCCAAAUACUUAAUUCAAGGCAAUUCUUGCUUUCAGCAUGAUAAUGCAUCUGUUAGUUCUGGGGCAUGGGAUUGGAGCGGGGCUUUCAGUUGUUCAUCUCCAAAUUCAAAUCGCGAGAAAGAAGGAAAAUCGAAUUAUAUUUCUAAAGAUAUACUAACUGGUUUAUCUGAAAAAGGAUUCAGGCAAAACUUUUUUGGGAUUCCGUCAUUUGAUGUUGGAAAUGGAUACCAAGGGUCUCUUUUGGGAGUUAGAUGGGUGACAGAUCAUGCCCGAUAUUUUUCCACAGCUGCAGCUGAUCAGCCUAAUGCGCUUCCUGGUGGUGAUAAUAAUGAAGAACAGAGUCCUAAGAAAAAAAAGGAACCUUCACCUGAAGAAUGUGACCAGGCAGUGGAGGGGUUGAGCACGGUCAAAGCCAAAGCAAAGGCUAAGCAGUUGCAAGAUAGUCAAAAGGAUUCCAAAACUAUAAUGCAGAGAAUUUGGGCUAUGCUUUUAGGAAUUGGUCCUGCUUUUAAAGCCGUUACAUCUAUGAGCAGGGAGGACUGGGCUAAGAAGCUUAAACACUGGAAGGACGAAUUCAAGUCUACAAUGCAACACUACUGGCUGGGUACGAAAUUAUUAUGGGCUGAUGUGAGGAUCAGCGUGAAAUUGUUGCGCAAACUUGCCAGUGGAAAGAGUCUUUCUAGGAGAGAGAGGCAGCAACUCACGCGGACUACAGCAGAUAUUUUCCGGCUUGUUCCUUUUGCUGUUUUUAUUAUAGUUCCCUUCAUGGAAUUUUUGCUGCCGGUGUUCCUGAAAUUGUUCCCCAACAUGUUGCCAUCAACUUUCCAAGACAAGAUGAAGGAGCAGGAGGCUCUGAAAAGGAAGCUGAAUGCUAGGAUAGAAUAUGCAAAAUUUCUUCAAGAGACUGUAAAAGAAAUGGCCAGAGAAGUGAAAGAUUCCCGCAGUGGAGAAAUUACAAAAACAGCUGAAGAUCUUGAUGAAUUCAUGAACAAGGUUAGGAAGGGUGCUGCCGUUUCGAAUGAGGAAAUUUUAGGCUUUGCUAAGUUAUUCAACGACGAGCUCACUCUGGACAAUAUUAGUAGACCUCGGUUGGUGAACAUGUGCAAGUAUAUGAACAUCAGCCCCUUUGGUACAGAUGCAUACCUACGUCACAUGUUAAGAACGAAACUUCAGAAGAUCAAGGAAGAUGAUAAGAUGAUUCAAGCUGAGGGAGUGGAGUCUCUUUCUGAGGAAGAGCUCCGCCAAGCAUGUCGUGAACGGGGAAUGCUUGGAUUGGUUUCAGUUGAUGAAAUGAGGCAGCAAUUAAAGGAUUGGUUGGACUUGUCUCUCAACCAUUCAGUUCCAUCUUCCCUGUUAAUCCUUUCCAGAGCCUUUACUGUGGCUGGUAAAGUGAACCUUGGGGAAGCUGUUCAAGCAACAUUGUCCUCCCUUCCAGAUGAAGUGGUUGAUACUGUUCAAGUUACUACGCUGCCAUCCGAAGACUCUGUUGCUGAAAGGAGGAGAAAACUAGAGUUCCUUGAAAUGCAAGAAGAAUUAAUUGAGGAGGAGGAAGAGAAAGAAGAAGUGGCACAGGCUAGGAAGCAGAAGGAUGUGGCCCUGGAAGAAAUGACCAUCCCCACAGAAAAAGAAGCUCGACAGAUUAAAGCAAAAACGUUAGAUAAACAAGACCAGCUUUGCCAAUUAAGUAAAGCAUUGGCUGUUUUAGCCUCAGCUUCUUCUGUGAGCAGGGAACGUGAAGAAUUCUUGAGACUUAUCAACAAGGAGAUAGAAUUAUAUAAUAGCAUGGUGGAAAAAGAAGGUACAGACGGCGAAGAAGCAGCAAAGAAGGCAUAUAAAGCAGCUAGAGAGGAUAGCGAUCAUGCUGUCGAAAAGGCGUUAGGAGAUGAAGUUUCAUCAGCUCUUAGAGACAGGGUUGAUUCUAUGCUUCAAAAGCUCGAAAAAGAAAUUGAUGAUGUGGAUGCCACCAUCGGUGAUCGGUGGCGUUUGCUUGAUAGGGACUAUGAUGGCAAAGUGACGCCCGAGGAAGUAGCAUCCGCUGCGACGUAUCUGAAAGACACUUUGGGUAAAGAGGGUAUUGAGGAACUUAUCAGUAGACUUUCCAAAGAUAAAGAAGGAAAAAUCCUUGUGGAAGAUAUUGUCAAGCUGGGAAGUGAAACAGAUGACGCUGAAAUCGGUGAAAGCAGCAAGUCUCAGUGAACUCAUCUGCUAUUUUUGUGGUAGGAACUGAGCCGGUCUUGACUUCUGCAAGAAUACGAAUAUACUAGUGGGCAUUGGCGGCAAUAGGGAAAGGAAAUUACAGUAAUGGAUAAUGUCUAUUGAUUAUAAAUAUUUAAACAGUUAUGUGUAGAAAAGGUACUCAAGGCUAUGAUUUACCUGUAAUCUCCUGGUUUUAAUAUGGGGCAUAAUUCAUUUUUCCUCUCAGAAUUUUGAGAAAGAUACGGCCCUUUCUAGAGGGUUUUUUGGCUAACAGAAUUGUAAAUGCCAUGUUUAUUUUGGAAAUGAAGUUCAGCAUGUUUAUAAACUUUAUAAAGUCAUCAGACA
Oldenlandia corymbosa var. corymbosa is the source of this 3251-nucleotide messenger RNA. The record is from the annotation of a GenBank genome assembly. NCBI's taxonomy places the organism in Eukaryota, Viridiplantae, Streptophyta, Magnoliopsida, Gentianales, Rubiaceae.